Molecule: messenger RNA, 1757 nt
Organism: Solea solea (common sole)
Lineage: Eukaryota; Metazoa; Chordata; Actinopteri; Pleuronectiformes; Soleidae
Gene: mafa
Product: MAF bZIP transcription factor a
Exons: 3
Coding region: 574-1569 (331 amino acids)
Biological process (GO): regulation of transcription by RNA polymerase II
Cellular component (GO): nucleus
Molecular function (GO): DNA-binding transcription factor activity, RNA polymerase II-specific; RNA polymerase II cis-regulatory region sequence-specific DNA binding
Source: RefSeq, a predicted model, not a curated record
GGGAAAAAAAGUUUUGUUUCCGUAGGUUACUAAUAUGUUAAUUAGCUGUGGCGGAGUGCGACCCGAUUGGCUCUUCGUCCGAGUCAAUUUCCCAUUCCAGCCUGACGUCAGUGCACUUAAACUCAUCUGCUGUGUGUGAUCCCUCUAAAAAAUCGGCCCCACCAGUCAGCGGCUGUACAACGUGUGCGGCUGCAUUCACUCCCGUCACUCUCGUGCUCUUCUCCCCGCUCCGCGUGCGCAAUGUCUCCAUGAAGGACAAAAACAAACAAACAACCCGUAAAGUGUUAAAUGUUUGAGAGACAAGAGCGAGUUUCACAUGCUGAAAACGGACUCCGCUCCUCGUGCGCGCGGCACUGCUGUGUCUGUGUGUGAAAAACUCCUCCACGCUCGCGCCUGCAAGUGAGCGGCUGCAAAAACCAGGACGCAGAAAAACCCUUCAUUUUUCACUCUCGAGACAAACGCUUUUUUUUUUUUUUUUUUACAAAAAUCAAACUGGCUCACGUUUUCCCCAACCAGCCGAGUUUGACAGCUGCUCUUCACCCCAUUUGGAGGACUGUCAGCAGCAGCAAGAGGAUGGCAUCAGAGCUGGCAAUGAGCAACUCCGACCUGCCCACCAGUCCCCUGGCCAUGGAAUAUGUUAAUGACUUCGAUCUGAUGAAGUUUGAAGUGAAAAAGGAGCCGGUGGAGCCCGAUCGCAACAUCAGCCAGUGCAGUCGCCUUAUCACCGGGGGAUCCUUGUCUUCCACCCCGAUGAGCACGCCUUGCAGCUCGGUGCCCCCUUCCCCAAGCUUCUCGGCGCCCAGUCCGGGCUCGGGGAGCGAGCAGAAGACACACAUAGAGGAUUUCUACUGGAUGUCCGGUUAUCAACAGCAGCUCAAUCCAGAGGCGCUGGGCUUCAGCCCCGAAGACGCAGUCGAGGCGCUGAUCAACAGCAGUCACCAGCUCCAGUCCUUCGAUGGCUACGCCCGGAGCCAGCAGUUCGCUGGCGCAGCCGGAGCAGGAGGCACCAUGGCUGGGGAAGAGAUGGGCUCCGCAGCGGCGGUGGUGUCGGCAGUCAUCGCUGCGGCAGCGGCUCAGAACGGAGGGCAGCACCACCACCAUCACCACCACCACCACAACAACGGCCACCACCAGGCGCCCGGCGUCCAGAGCAACGGCACUUCGGGCACAAGUCACCCACACAUGCGCUUAGAUGACCGGUUUUCUGACGACCAGCUGGUGUCCAUGUCUGUGCGGGAGCUCAACCGGCAGCUACGGGGGGUCAGCAAAGAAGAGGUGAUCAGAUUGAAACAGAAGAGGAGGACCCUAAAGAACAGAGGCUACGCGCAGUCCUGCCGCUUCAAGCGGGUCCAGCAGCGGCACGUCCUGGAGGGAGAGAAGUCGCAACUCCUGCAGCAGGUCGAGCACCUAAAGCAGGAGAUCUCCAGGCUGGUCCGGGAGAGGGACGCGUACAAAGAAAAGUAUGAGAAGCUCAUCAGCAACGGCUUCAGAGAAAAUGGAUCCAGCAGUGACAACAACCCUUCAUCCCCGGAGUUUUUCAUGUCAUCGAGAAAAUUCCUCCAUCUGUGAUUUCCAGCUCCGUUCCUCUGUGCCCUUGGCUUCCUGAGAUAACCAAACGGCUGAGCAGUGACGACAUCAGAGUGGCCGACCAAUCGCACGAAGGCACCUACAAAGCACAACAUUCAAAAAUGACUUCACAGAAGAACAAAAGACAAAAAAACCUGCUGAAAUCCCUCAAAAUCCCUACAGUGAAAUUU